Molecule: messenger RNA, 2741 nt
Organism: Epinephelus lanceolatus (giant grouper)
Lineage: Eukaryota; Metazoa; Chordata; Actinopteri; Perciformes; Serranidae
Gene: paip2b
Product: poly(A) binding protein interacting protein 2B
Biological process (GO): negative regulation of translational initiation
Cellular component (GO): cytoplasm
Molecular function (GO): mRNA regulatory element binding translation repressor activity
Source: RefSeq, a predicted model, not a curated record
AAACGCAACCCACGACACAACGUUUUCCCCCCUCGACGUUUCGGCAGAGAAACAGUGGAUUUACCCGUUUUUUAGCCGACAACGCGAACAAACUGACAAAGGAGACACGUGUUUAUUUAGCGUGUUGGAGAUUAUUGGAGGAAUUUCUUUAUUGUGCGGGUUUUCUGUGACGUCCGGGACCGGAAAAGAGCCAUUUUCCCCCGACAGCUGGUUUGCUGAUUCCCCCCAUCUGCACUUGAAGUUGUGAACCGGCUGAGAUGAGCGGUCCAGAGGUGGCCAAGACACCGGGAGGAGGAGCUCCGGGCAAGGAGGGAAAGGAGCCAGUGGCUAAUGGGCACGCAGGAGAGGGCAGCGAUGCCAACCCAUUCGCUGAGUACAUGUGGAUGGAGAAUGAAGAAGAGUAUAACAGACAGGUGGAAGAGGAGCUGUUGGAGCAGGAGUUCUUGGAGCGCUGCUUCCAGGAAAUGCUGGAGGAGGAGGACCAGGAUUGGUUCAUCCCUUCACGUGACCUCAACAACCAGGGGGUGGGGCAGCUGCAGCAGCAGCUCAACGGCCUGUCCGUCAGCGAUCACCACAGCAACCUGGAGGAAGUGGCGAGGAAGAGCGUCUUGAAUCCCGAGGCGAAGGAGUUCAUCCCGGGGAAGAAAUACUAGGAGUCCCCCUCACCCCCAUGGAGCCUCCACGCGCACACACACAGACAAACACCAGUGCUCACAUAUUCUCAGAGACUCUGGCGGCCUUGACCGCACACACACUGAUUGUCACACACACACACACACACGCACACAUGCACACACUCCUACACACUUGAAGUCAAUGGCGUGCUGGCAGGCCCAGUUGGGGGGUGGGGGGAUUUCUUUUUCUGUCUUUCUUUUUCUUUUAUCUUUUUAUUUCCUGUUUGUUUCUUGUAAACUGAGGGACAUUGGGAACAGGGGUGGGGGAGGGGUGUAAUACCAGCACCGCCCUGCUGCGGGCGUUAGCUCAUCAUUGCAUUUCAGAUGACAGUGUUGACGUUUACAGAGUAUGCAGAUCUCAUUGAUGUCACUUUGGAACUGAGGCAGCUACCAAGGAGUGAUGCCAGGACAAAAACGUCAAUCCAAAACAUCUAAUUAACUUUAAAAUGACUUCACAUUCUUGUUAAUUUGUGUGCUGUCAAAUUUGCAAAACAUCAUCUGUAGGUCGAGGGUUUCCAUGACAGUGUGGUUAGAGAACGACUAACAUUUCAGGGGACUCGAUGGGUUUCUGCAGCUGCUCUGUUCCGUCAUCACGGUCAGUCCAACCCGUUAACGUUUGCUCCUGUGAUGUCAUCACAUCACAGAAUCUUGUGCAUCUAGAAAUGCGGGUUCUUAUUUGUAUCUGCUGCGGCUCCGUUCCAAACCAAAUACAGACCCCACCCUCCCUGCACACUUGUUUUCUAAGUGAUCCUAACAGACAUGGACAGGUGUAAUCAUGAAGUUAUUUUCCCAUUUUAUGUGGAAGUCCAUGUUUAUCUUUUGUCCAGUUUAUUAGAACAGAGGUGUGAAUUUCAAUCAUGCAACAAGUCGAGUUAAGCAAGAAAAAUAUUAUUUAGGGACAGUCAAGACUUUUGAACCUUAAAGAACUUUCUUCUCCUUUUUUUUGUUCAUGGUUUCAUCCUUUAGUUCAAUUUGGAUUUAUUGGGUGAAGUGAACAACCUUGUUACAGGGGAGUAUUUGGUCUGGAACACAGUCACUGCCUCUUUCUGCCGGAGCAACUUGGUUUGUCCGGCAUCAGAUCAAGUGUCCAUAUCCAAAUCAGGUUUUCAAAUAGCCUCUCCUCCUCUUAUUUUCUUUUUUUUUUUCUCCAUGUUUUUGAGGACGAGGCGUUUUGUGUCUCUUCUGGGUACAGUAACCUGCGGUGUCCAUUCAGUCCUGUUUGCAGGAGGAAAAGUGAGGAAACAAUAUUGUCACAGCCAAUCAGGAUAAAGCAGUAUGGAACACAUGGCAGACCGUAGGGCUUCCUUGCUGUUCCUCUUUGUAGGUUGACGUCUUUGAGGAAGUUCCUGUUUUUUUUUUUUUUUUAACCGUGAAUCUUUGUUGUGGUCUGGCUUUCCCUGAAGCAUCAACUCGUAGUGCAAGUGUAAUAUCUGUUAGGUUAUGAACCAGUAAGAAGUUGUAUAUGUGAAGAUGCUUUUUAGGAAACCCAGAUUCUGAUCAACAGUAAUCAUGAAUUAUUUAGUCAGUUUUUCAAGUUCUCAGCCAUCUUGGGUUGAAAAUGCAGAGGCAGUAUUGUCAUCUUGUGAUCCGAACAUUAAUGUUCUUCAUGCCGCUGUUCAUUUGUGGUGACAACAGUGACAAUAAUGUCUUGUGUAUUUUACUGUAUUGCUGUUAAGUAGACACUUGUGCACUUGUACUUCAUUAAAAUAAUUAGUGUCUGACAGGUGAACGCACUUCUUUACAUCCAUGCAGCUCAUCUGAUGUUCAGCCUAACAAGUACUCAAGUGUGUUCUUAAACUGUGCAGUUAGAAACAGUAAAAUCUUGGUUAAAAAUGGAACUUCCUCGCACAGUGUUGGACCACAGCUGUGGAAUGGCACCCUGGUGAAGCCAAUAGGAAUGUCCGCCAGGUGGAUUGUACAACAUGAAAUCAUUUUUGGUGAUUUUUGUUUAGACGCGUUAGCUGACAGAAGCCGUUAAAAAAAUAAAGGUCCAGAAGACACAAAGAGUAUGAAUUUCAAUACAAAUAAAAAUAAUGAAAAAAGAUGAAUAAAGAUGUUAAAGACAAA